Molecule: messenger RNA, 8344 nt
Organism: Taeniopygia guttata (zebra finch)
Lineage: Eukaryota; Metazoa; Chordata; Aves; Passeriformes; Estrildidae
Source: RefSeq, a predicted model, not a curated record
UCUUGUGAGCCUUCCUUCCUUCACUGCAUUUUUAUAGCUUAUGGGAAAGUUUGGAAAAAUAAAAACUUUCCUUUCAGACUAAUAAGCCUGGCUAUCCCACUGACAUAGCUCUCGCUUUUUCUCUAUCUCAUUGCUUUUUCUUCUGUCAGUAGGCACUCUGGUGCAAUUUGAAAAAUACCCUUGAGAGAACCCAGUCCUUGAGUCUGAUGGCAAGGCAGCAGAGAGACUGAUGGUUCUACAACAAAACUGAAUGUGCUGCCUGCCAGAUAUUUUCCUUUGCUGUUUUUCUUUGCCUCACAUCCCAGUGAAUUCAGAAACCUGUUUGCCUGCUUACUUCAUCAGGAAGCCCAUAUCACCGCCUCUGAGUGCUGCAGCACAGAGGUAAAAAUGCUGCAACAACAGAAAUGUUGUUUGCUUGAUUGAGACAUAAUUUUUUUGACUCCAAUCUGUAACACUGCUUGGUAUAUUCAAUUACCUCUGUCUCCCAUGAAAAGCAUAUUUGGGAGCACCUCCAAAACUCAAGCAAAGUCUAUCAGUGAUUCAAGCAUAUUUUUACAGUAAAAAAUGUUGAAUAAUACUUUAUACCAUAGUAUCUGUGUACAGGGACAUAGCUUUUUCAUGAUUUGUAAGAACUAUUAAUUGAACAUUUUUUGAGAUGCUGCUAUUGCUUGCUCAAGUAUUUUGGUCCCUUGAGUUCUAGAUUCUCUAGUACCUCAAUUAUGGAACCCUGAGAACUUCCUGACUUCCAGCUCCAGCUUCUUAGCUUCCAGUUCCAGCUGUGCCCACCUUCUCAUUGGGGUGGGCUGCAGCUGCAUGGCAGCCCCUCUCUCUUCUUCUCUUGAAAGCAUGGGAAGUGGCAAUACAGGCUGGGCUGAAGCUGUGGUGUGUUCCCAUCCACUUCCCUUAACACAGGAAGCAAUCACCAGCAUUCAUGCUCCAGGUAGUCCAGACAAAGGUGAAGCCCAUGUGGCUGUUGUAUGAGCAUUUACUCCUUGGACAAGAUGUGCAGAGGGAUGAGUAUGGAUGUUGGAAUGUAGCCAACAGAGAAAGGGCACAGGCUUUGCUUUACAAAGUCAAGGAGAUAUCUAUAUGGUCACACGUGGCUUGCUCUUUGUUGCACUCCACUGGCCUUGCUUUCCCAUCCCGAAUGUCAUGCUCUAUUGUUGUAAGAUUCCCAUUUGCAGGGAGCUAGUAGACAUCUGCAAGAUGAAACCCCAGCACAGCUGACAAGGCAGUUCAUGGUAUGAAUUAUCACUGUAAAAAUCUGGCGUGGAGAAAAUAUUUGAACAGUACCUCACAAAAUCUCCAACUUUCACAUGUUCUUCUGCCCUGCUCCAAACCUUUAAUGCCCAGCUGUAAUUUACCCCACAAAACACCACCCAGGCCAGCUGCAACACAGCCCACUUGCUAUUUUGAGCACUUUAAAUUGAAACUCUAUGACAAAUAGCAACUAUCUUGAGGUCAGCCACGUGUGUUUCACUGGGCAGGCGGCUGUGGCAGGCGCUACAGCCUGAGCCCAACUCCCUGCUGGACUGGAGGCACAGAUCCUUCCCUGAUGCAAGCCACUGGGCCAACCCAGGUGCAGGUUGUGCUUUCCUACUGUGUAAAAAGGGUGAUGUGUGGGUGGCCUGAGAGUGAGAGCAACUGCUGGGUGACAGGUGAAGCGUCCCUUGAGGCUGAGCUCUGCUCCUCAGAGGUGACGGGGCAGUGUGAAGUGUUGAGGCAGCAGGCAAAAUGCAGGAAAUAAGAGCAAUAUCCUUGCAAGAACAUUGUGCAACUGGCUGCUCUUCUGCUGAAAGAUGUAUUUAAUUCACUCAGAGAAAAGAUAUCUGUAAGAGGAAAUGGUGUUCCCAGAGAGACGCUGUUCUGUCCCUGGAAUUAUGCAAAGUGAAAAAAAUACAUGGCAGCAAGGUCACUCCCUGUGAUUUACCAUUUUCUUUGCCUAGAGACUAGAAAAGGUAAUUCUAUUUCACUCAAAGACAAAUGAUUUGAAGUCUGCUUCAUAGUUCAAAACCAGGCAAAGUGGCAGAGAUACUGGAAAAAUCUCUCUCAGAAAUCAAGCACAGCAUACUCUGCAGCUGAAAGUUUAUCACUGCAGUUAAUGAGGUGUGACUGUUUGCUUUGCUUUAAAGCCACACCAUGCUUUAGACAUUUGAAAAAUCCAUUUUAGCUCUACGAAUAGAUGAAAAUUAAGGUAUUUUCUCCACACCCUUUUCCUAUUUUAAGCAACAAGCUUGUCUCUCUCAAUAUAUCAAAUGUGGCAGGCAAUGCCUAGAGGAGGAAAACGAAGCAAGGUCAUCGAAGAGGUCCGGUGAGGCUGCGGCGGGCCAUCAGCUCUGCCGGCGGCACAGCCCAUCGUGCCGCAGCCUGCAGCACUCACAUCCCUCGUGCUGCCUCGCUCUGCACGACAGCGAUGGGAACGGACCGGCUGCAGGCUCUGGGAACGACAAACUACCUUGGAAAAGAAAAGUCAAAUGGCCAAACUAAUAAGGGAGAGGCGCUCUCCCUCCUGUCCUCUGGGAUGAAAGAUUAAGGACAGCCAGCAGAUCGCGGGAAGGGGUGGAGCAGCACGCACCUAAGGGGAUCGUUACCUGCAAGGGAGGCAGAGAUAGUGUAUUGCUCUUGACUGAAAUACUCUUGACUGAAGAGACAGAGAGAGUAUUGAUACAAAGUGCUUUGCCACAGAAGAGCUAUCAUUUUCAUUGUCCUAUUGUGCUGCAGGAGUCUGGUGACCUUCACAGUAUUACAUUAAGUAUUCAAAUUCUUCCCUAGUUUCUAGGAAAGGAUGAAACAAUCAGAUCCCUGUGUGAUAUGUGCAGCAUAAAAAUCUAGAUAAAACACUGCUGUCACACUCAAAUAAUUUUAUUCAUCUGAAAUUGGGUUUCCUUGAAUACAGUCUCAUGAAAUACUCCUCUUUGAGACAAAUCUGGUGGGAGAGGAGAUGCUGCAGAGUGGAUUAAGCAAGAGAUAGCGCUCUAAUCCCAGUUUUUCUCUCUCACUUGGCAUCUCUGGGAAGGACAGCAUCCCUGUCCUUCUGAUUUCUCAUUUGUAAAAUGGAGAUGAUAACUGCUCAUCUCUCAGGGCCAUUAUGAAGAUUAAUGUGUUUACAAAAGCAUUUAAAAUGCUAAGUACUUUUGGUUCCAGUCCUGUGAGAUUGGAAAUGCCAGCACUGAGGUGCUGAAAACCUUAAGCUCUUGCCAACUCUUGUGGAAACUCUGGCUGCCCAGCACUUUACAAGAAUGAGGAGAAACGUGUAAUUGCAAAAGUCAGAAAAUUCCAUCUUGCUUUAUUGCAUAAAAUGAGAUGUGCACCAUGGUGGCAUUGUAUGGGAAAGGGCAGACAACACGAAAAAGCCAUCAUGUCAAGAAAAUUAUUGAAGGCUUUGCUGUUGUAAUUUAUCUAAAGACUGAUUCUUGCACCUUUAGCUACUUCAGGAUUUGGGGCAUCAGUAUAGAAUACAGCAUCAGCCCAGAAUUUGCUGUACUUUUGUAAAGCUUUUGAACUCUGUGACAGUCAAUAGACUCUUACCUAAACACACAAAAAGCACUUGUUUCACUAUUACUGACACAGCCAAUUUUAGCCACUUUUCUUGUGAAAUGUGUCAUAAAAGAAGCCAGAACUGAGAUCAAAAUUCAAAACCCGCAGUUUUAGCACUUAUGGGGAAUAUCCAGCACUGAUGCUUUGCCACACACUCCUUCAGCCAGCCUGCAGAAUCAGUCAGAGGAACAGUUAAUUGGACCUGUAUGCAGUAAGGUCCCCGUGUUACUACCACCUCUUCUAGUCCACGCAGAUGGGGAAGUCAGCAGCUUUUGAAUCCUUCAGACUUCCUUUCACCAACUCUGUUUUUCACAGUGAGACAAAUUUAAGAAAUUUGAGAAAGGCACAGAAACAGGGAGAUGAGUGAACAAAAGGAACUGGUGAACCAGGGAUAAGGGUCUCCCUGAAAGCAGUACCUAACUCCUUGGGUAAGGGGAGGGACAUAUGUGCCAAGAUUGAGAAGCAAAACAGGCUGGUGUGGUUUACUGAGAAGCAGAAUAAUUUCUCAUGCAAGCAAGACCGGAUGCCACCCUGCAGCAAAAGAAGUCUGUUUGUGCAAGGCAGCUGUGUGCAGAGAGAUGACACAUGCUGAUGUGACCCAGUAAAAGUCAGCUGAAGAACAUGGUCAUGACUGACCCUGGAAAUGAUGGAUCAGGAGAUGGAUCGAUGAUAUUACCCACUUUUACAGCAACACAUCUUCCUGCUACGAGUCCUUCGACUGUGGAUGACCAUGAGCCAGUACUUGCAAGCACUACUGAAAGCAGCUUUGAUACACAGAGUUCUCCAAGUACUGAACUGAAUGCUGUGAACUAUGAGGACAGCCUAGAAGCAGCAGAACAGUCUAUCUUGAUAUAUGUUGUUCCUGUGGCACUGCUGGUCCUGCUGAUUUUGUUGAUCACAUUUUUUGUAAUGCAUCAUAAAAGGAAAAAAUCCAAGCAAGAUGAGCUGGGAAGUGAAAAUGUAAAAAGUCCUAUUUUUGAAGAAGACACACCCUCUGUUAUGGAGAUAGAAAUGGAAGAGCUUGAUAAAUGGAUGAACAGCAUGAACAAAAAUGGUGACUGUGAAUGUUUACCUACUGUAAGAGAAGAAGAAAAAGAAUCAAUUGCCAACCCAAGUGAUGGUGAAUCAUGAAGUCCUCACGACACCAAAGAACUGGCUAAAGGGAUGCAGCACAUAAGCUCAUCAUCCCCCAGAUAUUGGAAGAACUGGAUUUAAAUAAUAAUAAUUCAUCUCAAAAGGCCAGAGAAGCAAAUGUUUUUGUUGUAUCCUGCUUUAUAUGGUCUUCAGAAAGGAAACAUCACCAAGGGAAAAAAAGAAAAGGAAAAGAAGAAAAAAAGGAAAAAAAGAAAAGCACUGUAGGACUGAUUUAAUUAAGGACUGAUUUAAAUUAUUUUUGCAAUGAGAUUCACCACAAAUCAAGAGAAACCUCUUCUUUACCCCUGCUGAAAGGUCUCAAAGUAGUCCAUAUUUCUGUCUAGUUCCACAGCUGUGCAUUGUGCAGCACUUAAAACCAAUUCUCUUGCAGAUUUGGUGGGUCUCUUUGUUUUGGACUGGUUUUGUGGGUGUUUGUUUCAGUGUCCAUAAUUCUGGACACUGGUUUGGUGGAUGUGAAGCUCAUGUCUAUGCAAUGUUUAUUUCUCAAUUUGCUUUUUCUGAGCAGUGCACUGAUUUGCACAGGACUGCUGUUGGGGAGGUACCAGGCUAGGACUCACAGACCAGCUCAGAGGACAGACAGCAGCUGAAAAGCCUCUCAAAAGAAUAGGCAGAAGUGACUGCAGCCCAGCCAGGGAACAGACUCUGUAGAGUGCUUUUUGGUUUUCAGAUUAAAGGCACUGUAGAAGUGAAAAAUAUUAUUUUGAGACUGCCUUUCAGUUUGUUAUCUCCACAGAUGAGCGCCCUGGGCUAGCUCUCCCUGCAUAACUCUACUCCCUGCCCAGGGCUGUUGUCUAACCACCUACUUCAGAAAUAUUCAAAUUAAAAAACAUUUAUUUUUUUAAAAAAAUGAGUGAGGUUGAAAAAUUGAACAAUUCAGUAUUCACAUAAAAUACAGAUUUAGGUAAGUAUGUGUUAUGCAUAACUACUUGGUCAAGGUUUUCAGACACAGGAGGCUUUCUGCUGCUUCUGUUUUUAAAUGCUGAGCCUGCAAAAUCUGAAAGACAAGGACUUCUGAGUGUGCCUGAUCACUUUUAGUCACAAUGAAAAAAAAUCAGACUCCUGGGAUACCUCAAGGUAGGAAUUUGAAUGUUGUAACUGUGUCCAUUGAUUUUAGAUAACAUGUAUCUUAGGGAUAAAGCUUAAAUAUGUAACACACAUAAAAGUGGAUCCUUGUUUGGGCAAAGUUUCUCUUGCCAUAUUUAAAAUAGCAGAUUCAUAUCCACCAUAUCUUAUAUCCUCCCUAUCCUCAUAUUCUAUUUAAAUAUAUAAUGCCUUCCCACUCAAUACAUGUUUAAUAUGAUCAGAGUUUUUGCCUGCAAAUAAUUCACUAAGAAGUUACCAUGCAUAGCUUGAUUAAAGAUGGAAAACAAAUACCCAAAUACCCCAAGAAUAGGAGUCCUUGCUGUUCUUUUUUUUUUUUUUUUUUUUUCCUUGCUUUUGGAAAUGAACCAACUCCCAAAGGUGACAUUGUACGGUUUAACUCAGUCCUGGCACACCGGUGACCCAUCUCCCUGUCUGAGCCACACAUUGAUAGUAGUGCAAUGCACCAACUCAGUUUGCUGUGGCAUUUGAAAAGAGUCUGUGCUGUGCAUGUUGAUGGUUUGGCGUUAAUGUUGAUUCUAGAUGGUCCUUCUGCCAGAUAAAAGACUGUACAGUUCCAAAUAAGUUUCUCAGAGAUAAAAUUUCACUUAUAUAUUUUAUUUUUCAAGUUUACCUUGAGAGAAUGUAUUUUCUGUAAAGUUAUGACAUUAAGCACUAAUUCUUAUUCCAGUGUUCAUGAUUGACCAAUCUCUAUAUAAAGCUUUAAAAUCAAUUUUGUCCAGAACUAAUGUCUAUGUUCAAGGUUUAUAAUUAUUCAUGUCACUUAGCCUCUCUAAAUCCUGGUAUGCUAGAGAAUUUAUUUGCCUCUUCAGGAACUUUUUUCAUCAUUUAAAAAUACCAAACAAUGCUUCGGGCACUUUCUUGGCUAAUUCUGACAGAAAUUUUCUCUAUCUGCUGAUUUUUAAAAGUGGAAACUUAAUAUAAGCUGUGUUACUAUUGAAAAAUGUACCACUCCAUCAAAUCUCACCUGUCAUUAGGUCCUGAGCUCGUGUGAAACAGACCGAGGGUAAAGCACUUCAGUAUAGCUAUGGAUAUUUCUAAUAGAUUCCCUCAGUACUAGACAAAUACAAUUUUUAGUAUUUCUCUUUUUCCUGAACAUUCAUACAUCACUGUUAUCCUCCUCCUAGCCCUAAACUAUGGAGGGGAUCCCUCAUGUAUCUGAUUCCCCAGCCCAGCUCCGCACUGCUCCGUUCCACCCCACUGGUCUCUCUCUCUGAUCACAACUUUCACGCUGGGGGCUGGAUUUGCCACAGCCGCUGCCCAACACCUGCUCACUUGCUUACAGCCAAGCCUUUCUGUGGAUGCUGGGUUCAGGGGUUCAGCUGCACCAUGGGCUCUGCUUUGGCCCCUCUCCUCCCUCACCCCAUUUUGUAUUUCCCUCUUUUGCUCGCCCGUGUGCCCCUUGCUCUCCUGUUUGUUUUACACUUUUCGUCAGCUCCUACUCAUUUCCUUAUGCACAGUUUUGCCUCAGUACUUUAAUUUUGUGGGUGGAUUGAAGUACAGGGGAUUCAGACCAUAGACCAUUCCAUGCCUACAUUAAUACGGCCAAAGCAUUAUAAUAUUCCAGUUCAUGAGUAUUAACUGUACACCUUCUGUGAAGGCACCUUCAUUUUCCCUAAAAAAUGUUUUUCACACAGUCAGUUCCUCUAACCCACAAAAUAAAAAGGAGAGCCACCAGACAGCAGAUAAGAUAGCAUCAAAUUCUCAAAAUUAUUUUAUCACCGUGCACUACAGAGUAUUUAAGCCUCUGUGGUAACAGCCAUCGAUAGCCUGAUCUGAGCCAACCCAUCUCACCAUCACCUUGCAACAUCUCCCAGUAACUGAUAAGUUAUCAUCCCUCCAUAGAAAAUGAGAAAAAGCACAGAAACAGGAAGUGCCUCCCACUAAGUAUUGUUCUAAAAUGUUUCACAAAUGUGAUGAUCCCUAAGGAACUGCUACCUCUUCUUCCAUUUUCUUCAAUAAUUUCAGCAGUUAUCCAGCACUUCAAGACAAUUUGACAUCUUAUUUACGGCAUGAGGCCUUUAUGUCCUGCAGAAAAACUACAGACACAAAGGAGGAUUUGUCUGAGAAAUACACAGGUAAUAAGAAGGGUAAUUAAAAAACAACACCUCUCCUAGAUAUGCUAAAAAUCAGUAUCUUAACAAAAUAGAAAUAGCUCCUCCAUAGACUUACAAACAAAAGGUUGCUGAUAUUACUAGCAGCUAAUUAAUUCCAUGAGUCCUGCACUUGUGAAGCACAUAACCCUAACAUUAACCUCAGCAAAAAGGAAUCUUCUUUUAGUUUCUAGAUAAUCAUAAGUUAUAGAUUCAUAGAUAGCUCUUGGUCUGAGAUUAAAAAAAUAAUUUUUUUUGUAUUGCUAAACUCAUUGGGGACCCUAAACUGAACUUUUGUCACCUUUCUGAUGUGAAACUGCUGUAUAUUCAACUGUUUUAUCAAAGAGCUGUUUCAAAUUAUUUUGUAAUAUAAAUAUUUGAAAGACACAAUAUUACUUAAUUGUAUGUAAGAGUUUGAGAUUUUAAAUAGCUUGUUAUAAUAAAGAUUUUAGUGUCUA